AAAAAGAUGGCACGUAUGCAAAAUUUGACGAAACCCAAUUUUGGAUCCAGUCUCAUAGGAUGGCAUUCUACUGUUCGUGCUGGGUCUCGCCACCUGCCGAUCUGCCUCGCCGCCGACGAGAGGAGUGAGCUCGCCGCCGGUGACCCAGGCCAACCCAGCCGCCUCCUCCUCCUCCUCCCACUCGCCAUGCCAGGCUCUCCGAUCCAAACGCCCCCUCCAGAACCCAAACCCCACCGCCGCCGCCGCCUCCUCUCGGUGCCGGCUCUCCUCGCCGUCGCCGUCGCCGUCCUCCUCGCCACCUCCCCCAAUCCUCUCCCCCGCCUCCUCCGCUCCCUCCUCGGGCCAAAUCCCUCCCUCCUCCGCUCGAAAGAGAGAGGUCCCCCGUCCGGCACCUCGCCCGACGCGCGACGCCCACCAUGUGUUCUAUGGAUGGCCCCUUUCGCCUCCGGCGGUGGCUACUGCUCCGAGGCGUGGUCCUACGUCGCCUCGCUUGAGGAACACGCCGCGGACGCUGCCGCCGCGAACUUCACGCUCGCUAUCGCCCACCACGGCGACCUGGAGUCGCCGGAGUUCUGGCUCGGCUUGCCCGAGGAGUCCAAGAACAUGGCCUACAGGCUCGCCACCGCGCGGUGCGAGCUCUCCCGCGCCGUGGUUGUGUGCCACAGCGAGCCUGGCGCGUGGUACCCGCCGAUGUACGAGUCCCUGCCUUGCCCGCCCACCGGCUACGACGAGCCGGCUUUCGUCAUUGGACGCACAAUGUUUGAGACUGACCGCGUCUCGCCGGAGCACGUCAGGCGGUGCAACCAGAUGGACGCCGUCUGGGUGCCGACGGAAUUCCAUGUGUCGACGUUCGUGAAGAGCGGGGUGGAUCCCUCCAAGGUCGUCAAGGUUGUGCAGGCUGUGGAUGUAGGAUUCUUCGAUCCGGCGAAGCACGCCGCCAUUCCUUUGCCGAUCGGUGUGCCUGUGAUGGUGCCUGAUGAUUCAAGAUUGGACCCUGUUAACUCCAAAGGGAAAGGCUUUGUGUUCCUCAGUGUGUUCAAAUGGGAGCAGAGGAAGGGGUGGGAUGUGCUGCUCAGAGCUUUCUUGCAGGAGUUCUCUGGAGCCGAUGAUGUUGUGCUUUACCUACUGAUCAAUGCUUACCACUCUGACACAGACUUCGAUAGGAAAAUCCGUAGCUUCGUCAAAGAUUCCAGCAUUGAGAAGCCUAUGGAUGGAUGGGCAGAAGUUCGGCUGAUCGAUGAGCAUAUCCCACAGUCUGCUCUUCCAAGGUUGUACAAGGCUGCAGAUGCCUUUGUGCUACCAUCCCGUGGUGAGGGGUGGGGCAGGCCGGUGGUCGAAGCCAUGUCCAUGGAACUGCCGGUGAUUGUGACGAAUUGGUCAGGUCCAACAGAGUACUUGAAUGAGGAGAAUGGGUACCCAUUGGACAUUGACAGGCUGACUGAGGUCACAGAAGGGCCAUUUAAGGGUCAUCUCUGUGCUGAGCCAUCUGUCGAUCGGCUGAGGACUUUGAUGAGACAUGUAUUCAGUGAUCGAGAAGAAGCGAGGAGAAAAGGUAAGAAGGCAAGGGAGGAUAUGGUUGAGAGGUUUUCACCAGCAAUCGUUGCAACGAUUGUUGCUGAUAAGAUACAACAGGCGCUUGCCAGUACUUAGUAGAUGGAUAACUGAAAUGUGAUUACAAACUCUAACCAGAAAGUGGAUGUAUAUCAUGCACCGCUCAUGUACGUAUGACAAUCUCAUUACUCACUGCUUUUUCAUAGGAGUUACGUACUUAUGUAUAUCUGUUUCUUGCAAUAAUGAGAUGAGUGGCGACUGUGUUUAUUUUUGCCUUUAUGCCAUCAUGAGUUGAAAUGUAAAAUGUUCUCAAAGCAUGUUAUGGCUUCACAUUGUGAUU
Molecule: messenger RNA, 1891 nt
Organism: Oryza sativa Japonica Group (Japanese rice)
Lineage: Eukaryota; Viridiplantae; Streptophyta; Magnoliopsida; Poales; Poaceae
Molecular function (GO): glycosyltransferase activity
Source: RefSeq, a predicted model, not a curated record